GAAAAUCCAAAAUAGCUAGACGAAAAAAGUUGCUACCCUAUUUUCUCUCUGAUCUACACUCUACACUAAAAAAAAUUUUUUAGACAUCGUGUUCGAAGAAAUAUCCAACAUGGCGUCAUCGGCACGUAAAGUUGGCUUCUUGUUGAGGGGAUGGAAUGAAAUCCCCGAAUUCGUUGGGUCAUCGGUUAUGGCAUUGAUUGGAUUCGGCCUUGCUGGAUCUGCUCUAUGGCUCUAUUACGAGAAAGAGGCCUGGAAUAAGAAAUACAAGAUGCACUACACAGUCAUGAGGCCAGAUGAUCCACGAAUCGCAAACAUAAAAAAACACAGUGGCCUAGACAACUGAUGCAUCGUGACUUUCUGACCAGCAUAGUAACUUUAUAAUAUUUCCCUGUAAUUAUUUGUCUUAAAUAUACAUAUUUUAAUUCUG
This is a messenger RNA of Athalia rosae (coleseed sawfly), 427 nucleotides long. RefSeq lists its product as uncharacterized. The record is from RefSeq and is a predicted model, not a curated record. The transcript is spliced from 3 exons. Lineage: Eukaryota; Metazoa; Arthropoda; Insecta; Hymenoptera; Athaliidae. Bases 110 to 343 code for a protein of 77 amino acids.